Messenger RNA from Dracunculus medinensis (Guinea worm), 1014 nucleotides. Lineage: Eukaryota; Metazoa; Nematoda; Chromadorea; Rhabditida; Dracunculidae. The record is from the annotation of a GenBank genome assembly.
AUGCGAGCUUCAAGCAGAGUUUUAUCUAUCCAUUUUAAUCAGGAUUUCGGUUGCUUUGCUUGUGGACUCAGCACCGGCUUAUGUAUUUUCAAUAGCGAUCCUUUAAAACAGUGCCAUGAAGAGAAAUUUGAUGGUGGAAUUGCACUGAUUGAAAUGCUUUUUCGUUGCAAUUAUAUAAUUAUUGUUGGAGGUGGCGAUUUUCCUGCGUUCCCUACAAAUUUAGCUGUGAUCUGGGAUAUCGUUGACCACAAAGAAAUAACUCGAAUCGAAAUGCCGAACGAUGUUAAAGGAAUUAGGUUGCGUCGUGACCGUAUUAUUAUUGUGCUGUUUUCAAGCAUUCAUAUUUAUAGUUUUACGGAAACUCCUGAAAAGCUUCACAUUUAUUGUUCAAGCACUAAUCCUCUGGGACUCUGCUGUCUUUGUCCAUCAUCGGAAAAUUCAUUAUUAGUUUUUCCUGCACCAUCUUCUUCUGCUGAAGUAGCAUGCAUAAAUCUUGCUGUUCCAAAUGAACCACCUACAAUUUUGAAAGCUCAUACUCGACCAUUGUCAGCGAUUGCUUUAAACUCUACAGGCAAGCAGCUGGCGACUUGCUCGGUGAAAGGUACCAUUAUCCGCAUCUUUGAUACGCAAACCAAAUUAUUAUUGCACGAAUUGCGGCGUGGUUCGAGUUCUGCUAAUAUUUUUAGUCUGAAUUUUUCAUUUGAUUCAUCAAUGUUGUGCGUUUCCAGUAAUCACACUACUGUGCAUUUAUUCUCUUGGAAAAAGCCGAAAAAACCUAAAAAUUUGCUGGACACGUUGAAUUUAAUUGGUUUGUCGGGUGAAGGAAGUUUUUCAAAAUUCCAACUGCCGUUCUCAAUGAAAUCGAGCGAUAUUUGCAUUUGUGCAUUUGGUCCUCAGUCUGAUUCUAUUAUAGCGAUAUCUUCCGAUGGCAGCUACUGCAAAUUCAGCUUUAGUUUUGAUGGAGAAUGCACUAGACAGACUUCAUCAUUAUAUCUUCAAAUAAAUAAUCAUUAA